Molecule: messenger RNA, 1986 nt
Organism: Akanthomyces muscarius
Lineage: Eukaryota; Fungi; Ascomycota; Sordariomycetes; Hypocreales; Cordycipitaceae
Exons: 4
Coding region: 1-1986 (661 amino acids)
Biological process (GO): nuclear-transcribed mRNA catabolic process, nonsense-mediated decay
Cellular component (GO): telomerase holoenzyme complex
Molecular function (GO): protein binding; telomeric repeat DNA binding; telomerase RNA binding
Source: RefSeq, a predicted model, not a curated record
AUGGCUGAAUUUCAAAAGCGCUGGGUCACUCACCUCCGCAAUAGCUCUCGUCAGGAGCCUUCUGAGCCUAAUCUCAGCUGUCCCUCCUGCGCCGAGGACAUUUUGCCCGACAUCGAAGCUUUUCGCGUCCAUGUUCGCGCCGAUGAAUCCAAGCACCCGACACUCACUGGAGACGCCGACAUCAUCGAGGCAUUUAGAAAAAUGGCCAUCAGUCCACCCAGCCAAAGAUCGGGAAGCACUUCGUCCCAGUCCGCAAAUGCCACAAAACAGGUAGAGGACAAGGAUCUCACUACCAGUGGGAAAGGUGACCACCAGAUGAAAUUUGCCCAGCGGGAAGCUUCUGUCUCUUCAAAGCACAAGAAAGCGCGAUCGCCAUCCUCGUCUCUCGCCCCGGCUUCGUCACCUCCCACCACGCCCGGUCGCUCUUAUCGCCGCAGCGGUGUUGCUAGUGAUUUUGAUCGUGGCGAUGCAGCCAAGAAUGUAACUGGCCGACAGCUUUGGAACCCACCGGAUGAACCUAAGAGUCGAGGUUCCCGCGCCAAGGCUUCGACACCGAGGCGAGCAAGGCACAUCAACCGCCCUUCUUCGAUGGACCAGCCUGUUGUCCCUGAAGUGCACCCAGCCGAUAUGACCACUAUCCCUGACUUCUCAUUUCUCCGGCAACCCGAGACACGGCCCAUCUCCAAAGAGCAGUUAGCUCAGGAAGUCACAGGCAUUGAGGAAGGUCUGAGGCUGGUCGAGGCUAAGUGCAUGGAACUAAGUGUUUCUCCAGAGAAGAGGAUCCCGCAAUCUCAAAAGCUCAGCGUAGAGCAAUAUCAGAAACUUAUCGGCUUACAUCGAACACUGCUACACGAACACCAUGAUUUCUUUCUCGCUUGCCAACAUCCGUCAGCUAAUGCAGCGCUUCGCCGCCUUCCCGCCAGGUAUAACAUGCCUGCGCGCAUGUGGCGCUACGGCAUCCAAUCAUUUUUGGAACUCCUUCGCAAAAGAUUGCCCGACUCGCGGGAACAUAUGCUCACGUUUAUAUGUAUUGCAUAUAGCACUAUGACACUUUUAUAUGAGACUGUGCCUGGUUUUGUGGGAACUUGGAUCGAAUGUCUUGGGGAUCUAAGCAGAUACCGUAUGGCUAUUGAGGACGAUGAUAUUCGGGAUCGUGAGACUUGGACUUCCGUCUCCCGAGCUUGGUAUUCAAAGGCUUCAGAUCGUUCACCAGAGGUUGGGCGGCUUUAUCAUCAUCUGGCUAUUCUUGCCAGGCCCGAUGCCCUACAGCAGUUAUAUUACUAUAACAAGUCACUAUGCGUCCCGGCUCCCUUCCCGAGCGCCUGGGACAGCAUUAUGUCGCUUUUCAAGCCAAUUUUGGGAAGGACAACCUCGCUAGAUUCAUCCGACGGGGAGUUUGUCAGAAUUCAUGCCAUCCUGUUUUCUGGACUUAAGCGCGAGGAACUAGAGGACUCUAUGGCCGAAUUUCUUGGUACUCUGGAUAGGAACAUCGCGGAAAGGAACAAGGACUGGCUCCAUUCAGGCUACUAUAUAGCUAUCUCUCUCAUCUGCUCUCUUCUCGGUUACGGCGCAACUACCAACCCCCUCAAGGUAGCUCUCUUAGCCGGUGAAAAAGCUGAUGCGCCUGCUGCACCAGCCCUCGAUCCUGCAGCUACGAAGAAUGUUAUCGACGAGGCCACUGCCGCCAAAACAUUUGAAACUGCAAGAUCGUUUGUCAUGCAAACAUGCGACAUUGUUUUCUGGCGCAAAGCAGAUAUCAACUGUCUUCCCUUUUUUCACACAAUUAUGGUCUUUUUAUAUUAUUUGGCUCAGCACCCUAAAGCCAUGUCACUCGUUGCGGACCAUGUUCCAUGGAAACGCGUCGCCGACGUACUUAACGAGGCUUAUCCUGCCCUAAUGUCGAAGCCGAGAAUGGCGAAUGCAGAGUUUCCACGGCCGCCACGCAACGAGCCUCUGCGUCCACUAGCAGAAGAUUAUGAGACUUGA